AUGGAUAAGCCUUUCCCUUUCUCUUAUCUGGGAUGCCCCAUUUAUUUUGGGAGGAAAACUAGCAAUCUAUUUGACGGUAUGCUCUCUAAAGUUAUCAAGAAACUCAAUGGACGGCAAGCCAGUAUGAUGUCCUCUGGAGGGAGAAUGAUUUUGAUUAAACAUGUCCUGCAAUCCCUCCCCACAUACAUCCUAUCUGCUAUGAACCCUCUUAAAGGAAUUACUAAGGUCAUGGAGAAACACUUUGCAAAUUUCUUCUGGGGUAUAAAUGAAGGUAAAAACAAAUACCAUUGGUCUUCAUGGAAUAACCUUUGUCUUCCUAAAGAUGAGGGAGGAGCUGGUGUCAAAAAAAUGGAGAAUAUUAUAGAUACACUUAGCAAUAAAAGAUGGUUGAGAUUUAGAACUCAACCUUCCCUUUUGGCCAACUUUCUCAAGAAUAAAUAUUGCAAAAGAGCCCAUCCACCGAACAAAAAACUAAAUCCCACUGAUUCUCAUAUUUGGAGAAACAUGCUCAAAAUCAGGGAAAAAGCGGAGAAAAAUAUUAGAUGGGAAAUACAAAAAGGUAAUUGUAGCUUUUGGUGGGAUAACUGGAUAGGUAAAGAUGCUUUAGCCAACAUCUUACAAGGUAGUGGGAGAUCUUCUAAAGUACACGUGAAAUACUUCAUGAAUAAUGGAGAAUGGAAUAUUGACAAACUCAAUGAUGUUCUCCCUACGCAUCUUAUUGAUAAUAUUGCUCACUUGGAAAUAGGAGACCCAAAUAAGGAUGACUUCCCUGUUUGGACUACUUCUAAUGAUGGGAGAUUUUCUUCUAACUCAGCAUGA
Molecule: messenger RNA, 819 nt
Organism: Nicotiana tabacum (common tobacco)
Lineage: Eukaryota; Viridiplantae; Streptophyta; Magnoliopsida; Solanales; Solanaceae
Source: RefSeq, a predicted model, not a curated record